Molecule: messenger RNA, 1445 nt
Organism: Trachymyrmex cornetzi
Lineage: Eukaryota; Metazoa; Arthropoda; Insecta; Hymenoptera; Formicidae
Gene: bys
Product: Bystin
Exons: 3
Coding region: 82-1386 (434 amino acids)
Biological process (GO): rRNA processing
Cellular component (GO): cytoplasm; preribosome, small subunit precursor; nucleolus
Molecular function (GO): snoRNA binding
Source: RefSeq, a predicted model, not a curated record
AUUCCUCGUGCAUACACGUACUCGUGUUUUUGUUGGUAUCGUUAUAUUUAUUAGGAAUCUAAUUUGAUAUUGCUUAAAAAAAUGGGUAAAGCGAAAAAGGUCAAAGUAUCUAAAGGCGAAACCAAAGAACCGAAAAUUGGUUUGGCGGAUCAAAUAGAACUUGAGAAAGGGGUGAAAGUAAAAAAUCGGCAAAAGAUAAGGCGUCGGGCCGACGAAGAAGAGUAUAUAGCACCAACUCUGACGAAAAAAAUCUUGUCGCAAGCUAGGCAACAGCAGUUAGAGAUCGAAGAUGAGAUUAGUCCUAGCAAUCUCGAAAAACCCAAAAAAUCAAAGGUGAAUCUUGGCUCCGGUUUCAGCGACGACGAGGAUCAAUCUAGUGAUGAUGGAGAACCAGUGGAGGAUAUAUAUUACGAGAACAUUAAUAUUGAUGAGGAUGAUGAACGGGCAUUACAGAUGUUUAUGUCAAAGGAUGCAACACCCAUGAGGACGCUGGCAGACAUAAUAAUGGAAAAAUUGACAGAGAAAAAGACAGAAAUCGAGACGCAGUUCUCCGACGCCGGAACUAUUCAACUGCAGGAUUUGGAUCCGCGGGUGAAGGCAAUGUAUGAGGGUGUUAGAGACCUCCUGGCAAACUAUCGUAGUGGCAAGCUACCGAAGGCUUUCAAGCUCGUACCUACCUUGAAGAACUGGGAGCAAAUACUUUAUAUCACAGAUCCAACAAAGUGGUCUGCUGCUGCCAUGUAUCAGGGGACAAGGAUAUUUGCUUCAAACUUGAAAGAUAAGAUGGCCCAGAGGUUCUACAACCUGGUUUUGCUACCACGCAUUCGGGAUGAUUUGGCAGAAUAUAAAAGACUAAAUUUCCAUUUGUAUCAAGCGCUGAGAAAAGCAUUGUAUAAACCUGCUGGAUUUAUGAAGGGAAUCCUCCUACCACUCUUAGAAUCAGGAACGUGCACGCUAAGAGAGGCCACUAUCAUCGGAUCUGUAAUCGCGAACAAUUCUAUACCAAUUUUACAUUCCUCGGCGGCUAUAUUGAAAAUCGCAGAAAUGGAUUACACGGGUGCUAACAGUAUCUUUCUCAGGAUCUUCUUAGAUAAGAAAUAUGCGCUUCCAUACAGAGUAGUGGACGGAGUAGUGUUCCACUUUCUUAGGUUUGAAAGAGACACAAGAGAGUUGCCAGUACUAUGGCAUCAGGCCCUUCUAACGUUUGUGCAACGAUACAAGAGCGAUAUCAGUUCUGAACAAAAGGAAGCCUUGCUAGGACUACUGAGGAAACAGUCACAUCAUUCGAUCACUCCUGAAAUCAGGAGGGAAUUACAACACGCGAAAUGUAGAGACAUAGAAAUUACAGAACCCAAACCAGAACCAAUGGAUAUUAAAGAUACAUAAUGCGUCCAAAUAUCGAAGUUAUUGUAUUGUAUUAGUAUUUAUAAUUAUAAUGUAAUAAG